UUGUAUACCUAUUUCUACUUUUCGUCAGUCGUCUUCUAAACCUACUCAUUCAACAAAAACCAACUGUGAUGCGCUAUGUUUCCGAGUGUUUAAACGUCAUUUUAUUACAAAUAAAAAUGUCUGAGUUGACUGACUCUAUUGUGUUUCGAAUUAAGUUAUUGGAAGUAGUAUUGUCUAUACUAAGUUUAGUACCAUUUUUCGGCCAGCAUAACUAUCCUGCCAACGAUAUAAUAUUAGGUGAUUUUGUGUAUUUGACCCUUUAUGGAUUUUUGGGCAUAGGCAUUGUGGUACUUGCUAGUUUCAUUAGAUCAGAAUCCAUAUCAGAAAAGUUGAUAUUUUAUACAACGGCUACAGCCUCGAUUAUGCAUUUGAUGUCAUCAAUAAUUGUAAUUGUAGCGUUAUUAGAUGUUUGGAACGGUGGAAGAUUUAUUGGUGUUAUAUUUAUUAUAUUCAACACAUUAACUUAUGGAUGGGACGCAUAUCAAUGUCUCAAAUCAUAAAAUGCUGAACGAUUAAAUUAUAAAAAGUUUUUUUAAAUCUAACUGAUACUUUAUUACUUAAAAGUCUUUAAUUUUAAGCUUAUAAAAAAAUACUAUUAGUAUUAUUUCAUAUUAGCCUAAAUAGAUAUUAAUGUAGUUAUAAAAUAUAAAUGUGUUAUUUAUAAUUAAUGAAGCUCAAUACCGUAUGUUUGUAUUAUUGAUAAUCAUAGGUGCAAGUAGAAAAAAUUUUUGCGAAAGUUAAAUAUAAAUUUAUCCAUCCCUGAAAUAUAUAAAAAAGAAUUUUUACUAACUUUUGAGAGGACUUAAUCUUUGUUAAGUUUCCAAGUCCUCUCUGUUUACUUUUAUUCUGAUAACAAUAUUUUAAAAAAUGUACGGAAAGCAAGGAAUAAAGAGUGAUUAAUUUUUACUCACUAAAAACACUCAUUCCUUAAAAAUAAUAAUUUAUUAAUGUUGUUUUAUAGUUAUUUAUAAUUUAUAAAAGUAAAAAUAAAAAUCCUGCCUUUAAAAUAUCUAAUUUAUUGUCAAAUAGACUUACUGUCUUAUCGUAAUUUAUUACUGUCUGAAUAAUUCCUUAACGUCCUGUUUACAGAGUUUAUAUACUUAGUAAAUUAAUGAAUUCAUAAAAGUUCGACAAGUUUUGCGUUAACAACUUUCAAAAGGAAUGAAUUUGAGCUAUUAAUAAUUUACAAAUUUUAUUAUAUGAUUUGAUAUAUUUUACAUUAGUUGAACUCUUAAAAAAAUAUGUUGGAAUUUUCAAAUACAUGUACUGGAAAUUUUGAACAAAUACAAUGUAAUACAAAAUUUAGAUAAAUAAUAAAAAUAUUAUUUUUGUAUGGA
Messenger RNA from Daktulosphaira vitifoliae (grape phylloxera), 1337 nucleotides. RefSeq lists its product as uncharacterized. NCBI's taxonomy places the organism in Eukaryota, Metazoa, Arthropoda, Insecta, Hemiptera, Phylloxeridae. The record is from RefSeq and is a predicted model, not a curated record. The coding region runs from base 69 to 500 and encodes 143 amino acids. The transcript has 3 exons.